UUCUUCUUCUUCUUCUUCUUCUUCUUCGAUUCUUCGAUUCAACCCUAAUUCCCUCUCUGAAAAUCACCACCAUGCUUCUCAAGGCUUCUCCGGCGUCGUCUCUGUGGACGACUCGCAGCGAGACCCUGGCUCUCUCCUCCGCUCCGCUGUCGUCUUCUCCUUCCUCGAUUUCCUACCCUGCCGCUACGCUAAACUCGUCGACGUCUCUGUUCGUGUCUAUCCGGUCAUCGCCGGCGAGGAAUGACAUCGGGAGCGUGGUCUGCGCGGCGGCGAAGAGCGCGAGCAACCGGCCGCUGACCGGUGUGGUUUUCGAGCCGUUUGAGGAGGUGAAGAAGGAGCUGGAUCUCGUUCCUACUCUCCCUCAGGUCUCUCUGGCUCGCCAGAAGUACAGUGAGGAUAGCGAGGCUGCUAUUAAUGAACAGAUCAAUGUGGAGUACAACGUUUCGUAUGUGUACCAUGCAAUGUAUGCCUAUUUCGACAGGGACAAUGUGGCACUCAGGGGCCUGGCCAAGUUUUUCAAGGAGUCGAGUGAGGAAGAGAGGGGUCAUGCGGAGAAAUUGAUGGAAUAUCAGAAUAAGCGCGGUGGAAGAGUGAAAUUGCAAUCAAUAUUGAUGCCUGUCUCUGAGUUUGAUCAUGCUGAGAAGGGAGAUGCUUUAUAUGCAAUGGAGCUUGCAUUGUCUCUAGAGAAAUUGACAAAUGAAAAGCUGCUGAAUUUGCACCAUGUCGCUGACAAGAACAAAGAUGUGCAACUAUCUGAUUUUGUUGAAAGCGAGUUUUUGGCUGAGCAGGUGGAGGCAAUCAAGAAGAUCUCAGAGUAUGUAGCUCAACUCAGGAGGGUUGGUAAAGGACAUGGGGUUUGGCACUUCGAUCAGAUGCUACUACAUGAUGAGGUUGCUGCGUUAUGAGCCAAUCGUCACUUUUUGUUCAGGGUUACCAGUCUCAAACUUUCUCUUGUUGGUUCUAGUUCAUGAGUUUUUGACUUUCUGGUUAGUAACUUUUGGUAGUUUUUUAAGUCUAGUGCGCAAAAGUUUUGUGGAAGUCAUUUAAAUGUAGCACCUAAUGAACUGGUGAUUUGUUUUUAAUCAAUGCUUGAUCUUUUACUGUUA
Messenger RNA from Argentina anserina (silverweed cinquefoil), 1106 nucleotides. Its product is annotated as ferritin-4, chloroplastic-like. The transcript has 8 exons. NCBI's taxonomy places the organism in Eukaryota, Viridiplantae, Streptophyta, Magnoliopsida, Rosales, Rosaceae. The coding region runs from base 72 to 905 and encodes 277 amino acids. Gene Ontology annotation, cellular component: cytoplasm. Gene Ontology annotation, biological process: intracellular iron ion homeostasis; iron ion transport. Gene Ontology annotation, molecular function: ferrous iron binding; ferric iron binding. The record is from RefSeq and is a predicted model, not a curated record.